AUGCACACCCUCACUGUUCUGCUUUUGCUGGCCAUGCUUGCCACCCUUGCCACCAGCCAGGGCUCGCCACUCUACUUUGGCACCACCAUGUUCACCUUCCACACAGCCAGCUCACCCCUGGCCAACUGCAUCCACGACACAUCGGCGACUGCCAGCCCCCUCAAGUGCAACAUCAGCAACUCAGACCUCACCUUGUGGACCCUCACUGGCCCCACUGUCACCCCUGGCGAUGAGGCCCUCAGCCCCACCACGCCCGCCAUGCUCAACCCCUAUGGAAGUGGAUCAUUGACCCAGUGGUGCAUCCCCAAGAACUCAACCAGCUAUUUGGACCAGAACACUGUUUUGUGCAACAGUGUGCCCAUCCUUGGCUGGUUGAUGUUCAUCAAGACCUCAGGCUACUAUGGCAAUGGCAUCUUCAGCAGUGACCAGUUCGCCAUCCUCAAUGUGUGCAAUGGCAAGUUUUGCACCAUGGGUGGUGUUGGCAUGAUCAGCUGCAACACUGAAGACAUUGCCUUUGCCACCUGA
Messenger RNA from Acanthamoeba castellanii str. Neff, 525 nucleotides. RefSeq lists its product as uncharacterized. The coding region runs from base 1 to 525 and encodes 174 amino acids. The record is from RefSeq and is a predicted model, not a curated record. NCBI's taxonomy places the organism in Eukaryota, Discosea, Longamoebia, Acanthamoebidae. The transcript has a single exon.